UCUAAAACUUACCCCAGUGCUGGGCCCUUGCUUAUGUAUACCUACUCAGAUGUGCAUUAAACCCCUCAAGUUUCAAGAUUGAGCAAUUCAAAUUCUUUGUUGCGAAAGCAGAACUCUAGUUCAUUGGUGCAUGCACUUUUUACCAAUGACAAAGUUCUUACAUCAUUCCUCACUCGUUGCUUAUAAAGAGAGUUUGAGGGUUUGUGUUCAUUCUCUUUUACAGCUCAUAUCGAAGGAGUCAAAUUAACAAAGCAGUGCCCUCAAAGUACUGCAUACCAGCUAGAAGACAACUCUGAAGAAAUGGCUGUUUUUACAAAGAUCCUAUGGAUUCUACUCAACCUUUCCUAUAUUGUGGCAAAUGAUUACGAAGAUGUGCAAGUUAUUAAUGGGAUGGAAAAUAAAAUCUCAGUUUUACCAGAUGGUUCCUGUAAAUGCCAGAAAGAACUCAGUAAAUGGGAUAAGCUAUUUGUAAUGCUGGAGAAUGCCCAAAUGAAACAGAACAUCCUGCAACAAUCCAUUCAUGAAGUGUGCAAGGUAGAAUUCCAAAGGAUCCAGUCUGAAAUGCUCCAGGUGACAACCAACAUUGCAGACACUACUACAAAAGCCAUAGACAAUGCAAUUUUGCACAUCACAGCACACACGGACAAGAAAUUGUCAUAUAACAUCGAAGAAUUCAGCAAAUCCAAAUUAGAGAAUGAAUCAGAGCAGAAAAAUACACUGCAGCAGCUUCUUUCAGUGACUCAAGAUCUGUCCAACAGACUUAGAAAACUUGAGACGACUUGGCAAAAGAUAACGUUCAUGAAGGAUCAGAGUUCAUCUCAAGACAUUAAUAAAACAGUUUCAAUAAACUUGGAAACCAUUCUGAAUUCUUUUGAGCUGUACCAACCCAGAGGAGAAGUAACAGUGUCAGAGAAAUGUUCAGCUAAACACAUGGUACCAUCAGAUUAUGAUAUGGCUCUGAUCUUUCCAAUGCGUUCAAAGAAGAUUUUUGCAAGUGUCCAUCCUGACAAUAUGAUUCUUAGCUCAUUUACAGCUUCUAUAUGGGUAAAAGUCACAGAUUUGAUGGAGAAAACCAUAGUGUUCUCCUAUGGAACAAAGAGAAAUCCUUUUGAAAUUCAGCUAUACUUCAAUCACACUUCAGCUCUGCUCUCUGUACACAAUAACACAAGCUUGGUUAUUGCUGAAAAUGUAGUCUCCCCUGGGCACUGGGUACACUUUUGUGGAACAUGGAACAAUGAAGAUGGAAAUGCGACCCUCUGGGUGAAUGGAAAACUUGCUGCUGGUUCUUCAGGACUGGCAGUUGGAUAUGUUAUUCCGGAUAGAGGAAUACUCCAGCUGGGCCAGGAAAAGAAUGGCUGCUGCAUUAGAAAUGGCUUUGAUCAAAACUUGGCCUUUUCAGGAAAAUUGACUGGGUUCAAUAUAUGGGACAGAAUCCUUUCUGAACAUGAAAUUCAAAACUUAGCCAGUCAGGAAUAUUCCCACAGCAUGAGGGGGAAUGUUGUUGGCUGGAGUGUCACAGAGAUCUUGGUGUAUGGUGGCGCCGAAUUCAUCUACUAUUAAUUGAAAUUGAUUCUUUCCUAAUCAACGUGUUCAAAGAAUGGAUCUGAAAUUGUUAACAUUCUAUCUCUGGUUUUCAACCAUGAUAGAAAGUCAUAAUUAUGCUACAAAAUCCUCCAGGCCCAAGUCCAGAGUGAACUUUGUAGUAUAAACCUCCCACAGUAAUCUGUGAAAUUAACUUCUCUUGUCACAGAUUUAUGCCGGUAUUAAAACACAGGCAGACAGACACAACAUUUGGUCCAUGACCUGUGUUCGGCAGCAAUCACAGAACUUACGUUAUUGUGUUGUUAAAUCUGAAGGCUGGUCAAUUGGAUUUUAAGAUCCAAUAUCUGCAACACUGUAAAAAAAGACUGUACAUUUUGUAAUUUAUCUUCCAGUCUCCUGGAGCAAUCUGACCAGAUUCACUUCAGGAGUGGGGACAAAUGCAGCUUUAAUCCAAAUUCACACAGAAAAUUACCCUUCAAAACAGUUAAUAUUCUCAAAUACUAUUACUUUUAUUUUGCAAUCUUAAAUUAACUGUAGUGCAAAAGAAAUGCAUGGUUACUUUCAUUUAUUGUCAAAUGAUUAAUUAGCAAGAAACAUUAAAGGUGUGCACUUAACCACUCCAUUCUGCAAAUCAAAAAUAUCAUUGCUCAACAUAUGCACAAGUGAAAUAAUAACUUUGUGAUCUAAUAUGCAUUGCUUUACAACACAAAGUCUGUGUAAUACAGCAAAAGGCUUCUGAUGUUAAUCAUAUAAUUAUUUGACCAGAAAGAGUCUAAUUUUGUAAUAAACUGAUAUUAAACAAUA
Pristis pectinata (smalltooth sawfish) is the source of this 2346-nucleotide messenger RNA. RefSeq names its product pentraxin-related protein PTX3-like. The coding region runs from base 301 to 1560 and encodes 419 amino acids. The transcript has 3 exons. Gene Ontology annotation, molecular function: complement component C1q complex binding. The record is from RefSeq and is a predicted model, not a curated record. Gene Ontology annotation, biological process: innate immune response. NCBI's taxonomy places the organism in Eukaryota, Metazoa, Chordata, Chondrichthyes, Rhinopristiformes, Pristidae.